Molecule: messenger RNA, 1057 nt
Organism: Musa acuminata AAA Group (dessert banana)
Lineage: Eukaryota; Viridiplantae; Streptophyta; Magnoliopsida; Zingiberales; Musaceae
Product: ylmG homolog protein 1-2, chloroplastic-like
Exons: 2
Coding region: 39-713 (224 amino acids)
Biological process (GO): chloroplast fission
Cellular component (GO): chloroplast; membrane
Source: RefSeq, a predicted model, not a curated record
GAAACGAUGUGUCCCUGGGAAGAGGCCCGAGCAUAACAAUGGCCUCCGCCGUCUCCACCGCCGCCUUCCCAUGCCCUAACCCUACCCUCUUCCUCCGCCACCGGCCCUUUCCACCGCCUUCUCUGCUCCGCCUCCCCCACCGCUCUCCGCGCCCCGGAGACCUCCGUCUCCGCGCUCGCGCCACCGUCACCCCCCGUUCGCCCUCGUCCCUCCUAUCCGACUCCACUCGGACACUCGCAUCCCUCCUCGCCCUCGCCCUCUCCGCCUCCAAGGCCGUCCUCUCCGGCGUCCGUCGCCUCGCCGAGCGCGCCGCCGUGGCGGCCGCUCCCUCCCCGGACGAGCUCGCCGAGCUCCGCUCCAUCCAAGGCAACCUGGCCUGGGCGGCCGGGCCCCUCUUCUUCGCCGCGCGCCGGAUGAAGCGGCCGUCGGGAUACCUCAACACCCCGCUCACCGUAGUCGCGGCGGGGAUGGCGAAAUGGUUGGACAUCUACAGCGGAGUGUUGAUGGUGAGGGUACUUCUGAGCUGGUUCCCCAACAUCCCUUGGGAUCGCCAGCCUCUGUCGGCGAUCCGGGACCUGUGCGACCCGUACCUCAACCUCUUCAGGAACAUCAUCCCGCCGGUCUUUGAUACCCUCGAUGUCAGCCCCCUUCUGGCUUUCGCUGUCUUGGGGACUCUUGGAUCGAUCUUGAACAACAGCCGGGGAACGUAUUGAGGAGGCGACAGGGAAAAAGACGUUGAGUAGAUGAGCGAGUUUCUUGCAGGUUAAAUGAUGUCCGUGUCUAGUUUUCCAGGUAAAGUUAUCACAGAAGUGCAAUAUAAAGUGUCACAGGUAGCAAGUAGAUCAUGAUCAACAUCAUUGGGUUUCGUUGGCAAGAAUCAACUCAAGGUUAGAUGAUGAGCUUAUGUUGGUAUUGUAUCCAGAUGCACUCGAAGACAUGGAAGCCACUCUGUGUAUGGUUGUGUUGCUUGGUCUGUCCCCCAACAGUUUGUUUGAGCAUAUCAUGAAUUGAAUCCUUAUAAUACCUUUUUUUCUUUUAAUGAAUUAUUUUAUACAUA